UUCAAGAGUUUGAUAUUGCAACUCAUCUGAACACCGCUCCGGAGCUGGUAGACAGGGUGUACAACCGCCCGACCAUUGCAACGUUACAGAAAGAGUCACUGAAAGGAGCUACUGAUCCUGCCCACCUAAAGAAAUUAGCCAAACAAAGGAAGAAUCAGUAUGACCUCCUGAAGCAGCGUAUUGAGCGAGAAAAGACAAUGUUUGUAAUUGCACAGAAAAUUCAGACACGCAAAGACCUUUUGGACAAAACACAGAAAGUGAAGGUGAAGAAAGAGACAACAAACAGUCCAGCUAUUUACAAGUUCAAAUUUCAGCGGAAACGUUAACUGUUCCAUGAAGUAAUUAAUGUAACCUUUGGUAGAAGAAGGAAGAUUGUCUUUAUGAAGUACUGAUAGGCUGUCAACAUCAGUCUGACUUCCAUUGCAGUCUAAUGCUGUGUCAAAACAAAUUACUGUGGGCCUUCUGUAGCUAUAAACAUGUAUC
Tinamus guttatus (white-throated tinamou) is the source of this 483-nucleotide messenger RNA. The record is from RefSeq and is a predicted model, not a curated record. NCBI's taxonomy places the organism in Eukaryota, Metazoa, Chordata, Aves, Tinamiformes, Tinamidae.